AUGGAGCUGAGGCUGGUGGAAUCUGGAGGGGAUAUAAAAAGGCCUGGAGAAUCCCUCCGUCUCUCCUGCCAAGCUUCGGGCUUCACCUUCAGCAGCGAUGAGAUGUGCUGGGAUGAGGUUGAUGAUGAACAUGAUGAGGAUGAAGAUGAUUGUUCUGAUGUUCCUCAGACCAGCCUUCAUCUUGAAGCUACGUGUGCAACGUCUAUUGAAAGAAGUGUCAAGGUCAAAAGAGGAGCAAAAAUGGUCCCCUGGCUAAACUUGGUGUCCUUAUUAGUAGUCCUCCAAGGAGCUCAGUCUGAGGGCCAGUUGGUGGAGUCUGGAGGGGAGGUGAGAAGGCCUGGAGAGUCCCUCCGCCUCUCCUGCCAAGCCUCCGGAUUCACUUUCAGCAGUUACGGCAUGAACUGGUUCAGACAGGCUCCAGGGAAAGGCCUGGAGUGGGUAGCCCACAUAAAUCCAAGUUCCAGUACUUACCACUCGGACAAAGUGAAGGGACGCUUCACCAUCUCCAGGGACAACUCCAAAAGCCAACUCUAUCUGCAGAUGAACAGCCUGAAGCCGGAGGACUCGGCAGUCUAUUAUUGUGUGGGAGACACAGUGAGAGGAACUCCCUGGCAGUUCCUGCUGCCACCCCCUCCCCACCCAGGGAUGCCUCGACCUGCCAUCCCCUCCACUAACUUCCGGGUGGAGUCCGGAGGGGAUGUGAGGAGGCCUGGAGAGUCCCUCCACCUCUCCUGCCAAGGCUCUGGGUUCAACUUCGGGGGCUACCACAUGAACUGGGUGAGACAGGCCCAUGGAAAGGGGCUGGAAUGGGUGGCAUACAUAAGCUACAAUUCAGGUACCAUUUACUACUUGGACAAAGUGAAGGGACGCUUCACCAUCUCCAGGGACAACUCCAAAAGCCAAGUCUAUCUGCAAAUGAACAGCCUGAAGCUGGAGGACUCGGCAGUCUAUUACUGUGCG
This is a messenger RNA of Candoia aspera, 960 nucleotides long. RefSeq lists its product as uncharacterized. The record is from RefSeq and is a predicted model, not a curated record. The annotation marks the transcript as partial. The transcript is spliced from 6 exons. Lineage: Eukaryota; Metazoa; Chordata; Lepidosauria; Squamata; Candoiidae. Gene Ontology annotation, biological process: immunoglobulin mediated immune response. Gene Ontology annotation, cellular component: blood microparticle. Gene Ontology annotation, molecular function: antigen binding.